GUACACCAGUGAAAGCACCCUAAGCGUGACACACGGGGUAGAAGAAAAAAAAUCACUUUUAUUAUUGUGGAAACUGUCAAAACAGACCAGCCAAGACAAUGGAGAAUGUUGAAGACAGAAGUGCUCGCCUCCAAAAUUUAAAGCAAGAAAAGGAGGGUCUCGAUCCUGCUUUGACACUCUCAAAGAAAGUCAUAAACGAUGAAAUAAAAAGACUUGAAGCUGGCAUAAUACAACAACCCAAAUAUAUUGACAUAAUAACAGACAAGCCUCUCAAAUUGGAAGUCAGGGUCCUUAUCCCUACUGAAGAACAUCCAAAGUUUAACUUUGUCGGCAAACUUCUUGGCCCGAGAGGAAAUUCCUUGAAGCGAAUGCAAGAAAUGACUGGAACGAGAAUGUCUAUACUUGGAAGGGGGUCAUUAAGAGACAAGAAAAAGGAAGAUGAAUUGAGGGAAGAGGGAUCAGAGAAACAUGCCCAUCUUAACGAAGACCUCCAUGUGUUAAUAGAGGUCUACGCACCGGCAGCUGAUGCCUACAACAGACUGGCGUAUGGCAUUGCUGAAGUGCGCAAAUAUCUCAUCCCGGACCCUAAUGAUGAAAUCAGACAGAGUCAGCUCAGAGAGCUCGCCAUCAUCAGUGGUUCCUACAAUGAACCUCCAGCAGGCACCGGACGUGGUGUCAGUAAUGCUGGUUCCAGAGGUGCAAUGUCCCACCCCGGACCCAUGGGAAGGGGAGCUCCUCCUAAUAUGCAUGGGAGGUUCCCCUCACCCCCACAGGGUCCACAAGGCCCCCCUGGGAGGCCUUUUCCUGGUCCUCCUGGUGGGGCGCCUAGCCCUUCUAUCAGGGGAGGAGGAGUCGCAGGAAGUAGAGGGGGUUAUCAAGGGGGCUUUGGAAGGCAGCAACAAUCACCGGGGCAGUUUAAUUCAGGUAGAAUGCCCCCACCACCGCAAGGAGUGCAAGGCGAAUAUAAUGAAGGUUACAGUGCAAGGGGAGAAGGAUUCAACACUUCAGGAGGUCCUUCUGGAUACCAAGGUAUGACAACUGAUAACAACUUUGGACAAUCGGGCUAUGAUGAAACCGCGAAUACCUCUGACCCAAGUGACAGUACACUUGAGACGUGUUGGAUUCUGCUUUAUGCAUCUACCAAGCAAGGGUUGCUGUCUUAUAUUACGCCGAAAGAUCUACCCACCAAGGAACGUGACGUUUGGGAGAAAUUCUUCAGGAGUCGGCUUCCUUAAGGACCUCAUGAGAAGGAGAUGUAACGACUUAUAAGACAUGACACAGGUGAAACCAUGCAAAGCCUCAUUUUUUCAUUUUUUUUAACAUGGAUUUUAUGAAAUAAUUCACUUUUUUUUAACCCACCUUGCAGCCACUGCCAGUAUUUGGUCUGGUCCGAAUCAUUUUGUAUUUAUCAAUCCCUGGUGACUAGAUCAUCCAAACAAAGUGGCAGCGAGUGAUUUGUACACAGAACUCGGGGGGAAGUACACAUUUGUGCAAGGGUAAAAACAAGCUAUAUUCUUUAUCCUCAAUGUAUGUCUGCUAAUAAAGGGGAUUGGAACUGCUUCUAUAACCACCGGUAUAGCUCGAUGCUUUAAUUGGUAAGACAUCUGCUUUGACAAUGCAAGGUCUUGGGCUCGAAUCCCACCAGAGUGAUGUAUUGCCUGUUGAUUUUUUACCACAAAACUGGGAAAAUUUCACAUCUGUGUUUGGAUUAAAUAACAAGUUAUAAAAUGGCAGCUGAUUUUAUUUUUUGAAACUCUUAACAGUUACAGUCGUUGGUUUUAUAAAGGCUCGGUUAUACUUGAAGAGGUGCUUUUUUCAAAAUGUGUUUUUCAUUUCAAAAUUUGUGUUGCUGGGGAUACAAAACUAAUCAGAUUAACUUUAGCUUCUGGGAUUAAGACUGGAGUUGGAACUUCUUCUGUUCCUUGCUCUAUGCAAUAACGAAGCAUACAUGCUUGCUAGGGGUGUCGGAACACAGGAGUGUGAACCAGUGAAACAGUCGCAUCUCAAUUUAACAUUGUAAACAAUACAUUGCUCUAAUCCUUGAUUGAUAAACUAUAAUCGAUAGAAGUAAAUUAUAACUAAAUAAUUAUAGACUUUAUUAAACUAAUCAACCUCUUGCUUUUCUCAUGAUAGUUUGUUUUUAAAACUAUUUUAGCUUUUGCCUUUAUAUUAAAGACUUUGCCUAAAUCAAUUAUGGGAAUGAUGUAAUCCAAAAUAAUCAUAAAUUUCUGAUUAAUUGUUGCAUGUAUUACUCACACAAUAUCAAAAAAUUAACAACUCAUUAGCAAUCUAAUUAAACGUCAGUUUAUGGCAUAAUCAAGUUAACUCAUAGUGAAAUUAUUAUAAUAGUUAAUACUCAGAUUAAGUAUGAAGCCGUUACUCGAAUAAUACUCAGUUUGACAAAAAUAAAGGAUUGUUCAUAUAAUUUUUCUAUUUAAAGGUAAGGUAUCUCAUUGGUUGUCUAAGCAGAACUUUUAGACCAAUCAAUUUGCUCAUUUCAUUCAUUAUUCCAAUGUUGUUUGAUGGCACUAAUACACAAUACAUGAUUGGUGUAUGGGCAAAACCAAUCAAUAUCACUCAUUCAUUAUUAUUCAAAUUUAGCAUCAUAGUUUGGAGCGUUACCUAUAGUGCUAAAAUAUAAGAUUCAAACUGCCUCUAGCUACAGGGCAAUGUUGAUGGUCUAGUGGUAAGACAUCUGGCCUAGAAUGCCAAAGGUAUUGGGUCCGAAUCCCGCCCGAGUAAUAUGCUGGUGGAUUGCUUUCUUUCACGGGACUCGGGGAAAGUGCCGGGUACUCGACAAUGUGUGGGUAAAAAUCAAAUAACACAGUGUUAGAAAGGGAAAAAAUUGUGUGUUUGAAGUUUGGUUGUGGCAAUCCUCAAGAACAAAUAUGUACAUGUACUCCUAAGCAUUCAGCAUAUUCAAACCAAGCUUAAAACCACUAAAUUGCCCCUCUCUUGCAUGGAUAGUUUUCCUAAACUAAUGAUAUACCUUAUUAUUAAUUUUCGUAUAAAAUCAUAUUUGAUCAAAUAAAUUAAAUUAACUAACCAUUUCUAGCUAAAGGACGUUUAGGGAGGACUAAUUCACUUCAGAUUAUUCAUCAACCCAUGGUACUUUAAAAGAAUUCCAAUUAAAUAUAAUUAAAAUAAAAAGCCACAUCUCCUUUAAAUGAACACGUUUGGGAUUUACUCAAAUAUUAACUUAAAA
Messenger RNA from Asterias rubens (European starfish), 3205 nucleotides. Its product is annotated as KH domain-containing, RNA-binding, signal transduction-associated protein 2-like. Bases 99 to 1235 code for a protein of 378 amino acids. NCBI's taxonomy places the organism in Eukaryota, Metazoa, Echinodermata, Asteroidea, Forcipulatida, Asteriidae. The transcript has 8 exons. Gene Ontology annotation, cellular component: nucleus. Gene Ontology annotation, molecular function: mRNA binding. Gene Ontology annotation, biological process: regulation of alternative mRNA splicing, via spliceosome. The record is from RefSeq and is a predicted model, not a curated record.